AUGCGUCAUCAAAUUGUACCUGGUAUCCAGAUGCGCGGUCUGCUGAUCGCCGUCAUGGUCAUGAACGGUCUCCCAGUCGCCGCCGCCGGGCAGGAUGGUCCCGCGGAUGUGAGGGCCUUCGAAGCGCCCGCCUUUGAAGAUUACGGUGCUACGGUUGCCGUGCCCGCCGUCGCCGAUGUGGUGGAAGGUUUCCAUUUCGCAUUCGAGGUGGAACAGGAAUUGGAGGGAGGGGGCGGGGAGGGUAUAGUUUGGUUUAGCCCCUGUGAGAAGGUCAGGAAUUGGAGUGACAAGAUGGCUGGUUGA
This is a messenger RNA of Glarea lozoyensis ATCC 20868, 303 nucleotides long. RefSeq lists its product as uncharacterized. The coding region runs from base 1 to 303 and encodes 100 amino acids. NCBI's taxonomy places the organism in Eukaryota, Fungi, Ascomycota, Leotiomycetes, Helotiales, Helotiaceae. The record is from RefSeq and is a predicted model, not a curated record. The transcript has a single exon.